AUGACGUAUAAAAUAUACGUUUCGUCUUUACUUCUAUUAUCCUGGUAUGCAUAUGGUUUACCCUAUGACAUGUACAGUGAUCCCGAUACUAGAAUAAUCAGAGGGAGAAAUGCACAAGAAGGAGAAUUUCCGUAUCAGGUUUCUUUGAGAAAAAACUAUGAAAGCGAGUACCACGUCUGUGGCGGAUCCAUCAUCAGACCAAAAUGGGUGUUGACUGCUGCCCAUUGUUCAAUCGACGAUCAGCCUGAAGAUAUAACAGUAGUAGUUGGGACUACAUCAUUAUCUUCAGGAGGCGUUAGGCACGAAGUGGAAAAAAUUAUAAAUCAUGAGAAUUAUACCGCACCAACCGUAGAAAAUGAUAUUUCCCUUCUUAAAGUAGUAAAUGAAUUUAGCUAUGACUCCAAAGUGGCUCCUAUAGCCUUGACAGAUGAGCCUCCCCUUCCUGGUACCGAGUGUGUAGUGACAGGAUGGGGAUAUACUAAUAAUUAUAGACGGGUACCUGAUAAGCUUCAAGUGCUUGACGUCAAAACAGUAUCGGUGGAGCGGUGCAUACAGGUAUUGGAUGAAUUUGAAGGCAGAUUUCCUAUAACUGAUGAGAAUGUUUGUGCUGUUAAGGGAGAAGGAUCAGGCGCAUGUCAAGGUGAUUCUGGUGGCCCAUUGGUGGCUAAUAACACGGUUAUUGGUAUUGUGUCGUGGAGUUUGAGUUACUGCGGUCUGGGAUACCCAGAAGUAUAUGUAAACGUUUACACAUACCGCAAUUGGAUCUUAGAUAACAUAGAAUACGACGAGUCAUCACGAUAACUAUACAAAUUUUGUCUCCUGCAUUUUCUUUGAUUUUAUCUAC
This is a messenger RNA of Colias croceus (clouded yellow), 844 nucleotides long. Its product is annotated as trypsin-4-like. The record is from RefSeq and is a predicted model, not a curated record. The transcript has 5 exons. NCBI's taxonomy places the organism in Eukaryota, Metazoa, Arthropoda, Insecta, Lepidoptera, Pieridae. Bases 1 to 801 code for a protein of 266 amino acids. Gene Ontology annotation, molecular function: serine-type endopeptidase activity. Gene Ontology annotation, biological process: proteolysis.